AUGAUUGCUUCAUUACUCCGAAGUGCCUUGCUAAGAGUGGCUUCUGAAUACUUAUCAAACGUCGACAUAAAUAAACUCAGCUUAUGAAGUGGCCACAUCGCUUUAGAAAAUGUCAAGCUAAAUGCAUUAGCCAUCACAAAAUCAUUGAAUCUCCCUUAUAUUAGGAUGAUAAGUGGGGAAAUAAAUAGCAUAGAAUUGUCAAUCCCAUGGACUUCUCUCUCAUCUAGAUCUGUACAGCUAAAAUUAUGCCAAGUUUUCAUCGAAAUUUCUUUGUCAGAAAACACUGUUGUCAAUAAUCCUAUUCAGCCUGUAAGUGAAUCAGAGGAAACUUUAUUAAAUCACCGCUUUUAAAUUGAAACAAAAUUUUUUGAUUUUUUAUUAAGUUAACUCCCUUUAAAUUGUUACUUUUUAUAGUGGAAUAAUAAUCUAUCUUGAUGCUGAAAUUAUUGUGUGCUAAUUUUCACAAUUUGCUAUAUAUUGUUCUAUUUUAAGCAGACAGUGCAAAUUGAAUAUUAUUUUAACCCUGAAUCGAUAAAUUCUAUAAAUAAAUUUUUAGCCCUUUUUUAACAUGAACAGCUUUUUGCUCCAAGUCAUAGAGGAGAGUAAGCAAAAUCAUUGGAAACCUGGACUUAGAGAUACAGGACUUAACAGUCCUUAUAAGAGGAAGAGAAGAAGCUUUGUAUAUUGGGCAGCUAAAUUUAGACAAGCUUAAAUUGUAUACGACCAAUGAAAACUGGGAAGAGGAAUUUUUAAAUCCAUUUGUGCAAGUACCUGGAGGGGCUGGAUACAGAGUAUGAAGGAAAAUUGAAUUUACUGAUAUGAAUUUUAGAAUUGUGUCAGGCAGCCCAGACGAUACUGUGAGUGAAAUAAUUCUCAUGCAUAAAUUUGAAAAAAUCAAAUGCUGAGGCUGCCCUUUAUGCCACGGAUUUAAGUCAUCAUCGCUAUAUUCGCUUUGUACAGUCAGAUGUCAGAGUUUUGUAUUGCAGUCUUAUAUAGCAUCUGAGCAUUCGAUUUCUCAUUAUAAGUCGCAUAAUGCUCAGCUUAUCAAAGAUUUAUCUACUCAACAGCUUAAAUUUUUAUUGGCUCCCCUACAGGUUAAGCUAAAUUUGGUAAAUGAUACUAUGUUUAUGAGAGAUUUCUAUGGGAUACUCUCAAAAGCAACCCCUCCACCUGUUCAAACAGAAAAUAAAGAUGAAUCUUAUUCAUGGUGAUCCUGGGGCAGAGAUUUCCUAUUGAGCCCAUUUUACUGUUCAGAUGCUAUUAAUCAUCAUUCUCAUACAGAAAAACUAACAGUCGACUCAUUUUUGGUCUCAAUUCAGUCGCCUUCUUUACAUAUACGGUCGAAAAUUCAUAAUCCUAUAGAUCUAGAAAUUACAAGAUUUAAUUUAACGACUGGAGAGUUCAAAAGUGAGGCAAGGACGAAUUAUUCUGAGUCAUCUGAAGGAACAAUCCCAAAACAAUGUGAAAAAGUGACUGAAGGGACUGUUAUGUGUCCUCUGCUAUCUUGUCACCUAAAAAAUGACUAUGUAGUUUUCAGGACUUCAGAUGCCAAUUUUUCAAUGGUAAACGACAAAGUUGACUACUUAGCUAGAGAGCUAAUAGUCCAUGCAUUUUUGUCAGGAAAUAAAGCAUCGUCAGAUGCAUGUAGAAGUAGCAAGUUAUGCGGAUCAAUAGUGUUUGGGAAUGAUUUGUUGAUGAAUAUCAAUACAGACCCUCUAUCGUUAGGGUUUUCGUUAGAAGAAAUGAUGAUUAUAAUACAAAUUAUCCUGGAAGCCAAAUCUUUUUAUGAAAGAAUUUCUAAGCCAUAA
Molecule: messenger RNA, 1808 nt
Organism: Blepharisma stoltei
Lineage: Eukaryota; Ciliophora; Heterotrichea; Heterotrichida; Blepharismidae
Source: the annotation of a GenBank genome assembly